GGCGGUAAAUACCGCCACUUGAAGGUGAGAAAUUUGCUAGAGUGGCGGUAAUUUAUUAGGAUGAGGCAAGCGACUUAAAACGAGGCAAAACUCGGUGAAACACAAAUUUAAAACUUAUCAUCAACAUUUUAAAAUUAAAAAAAGAAAAUGGAGUUACAUAAGGGACAAUGCUUCCAAACAGCAGCUGAAGCACAAGAAUUUAUUGCACAGUUUGCAAAAGCUCAUUGGCAUCCUCUGCGUCAAAGAAAUAGUGUAACAGUUGUGUCUUAUAAUAAGAAAGUUUCCCCUAAUAGCCAGCUCCCAUUAGAAAUCCAGUACCAGUCAUUAAACUGGGAGUGCAAGCAUUCUGGAGCAAUUAAAUCUCGAGGAAAAGGAAAGCGUCAGACUCACACUUUUGCUAAUGGAUGUUCUAUGCAAAUAACCAUAGUAUUCAAUCGUGUUAUGGGUAAUUUUGUUGUGUCAACAUGUAAACUAAACCAUAAUCAUGAUGUUUCCCCAGACUUGAUUAGGUUAUAUCCAGAACAUCGGCGCCCAUCAGGAAAGCUGGCAGAAGAUGUUGAUAACAUGUUGUCAGUAAAUGGAAAUCCAAGUCUUGUUUCACAAGUGUUACACAAGGAAGGUUUAGCUGUGCGUGUUAAAGAUAUGCACAAUCGAAAGCAAGUUCUUAUAAAAUCAGGUUCAACGUUAACUGCAAGACUGCGUUCUAUACUUGCAUUACCAAAUGUUCACUAUCGCUUUUUAGAAACAGAAGAUCAUCAAUUUCAAGGUUUGUUUUUCCAAACAGAUAUACAAAGAACAUUGUUCUACAAGUAUGGAGAAAUGAUUCAGAUGGAUGCAACUUAUAAGGUUUAAAAAUAUUAGUUUAAUCAUCUCUGUAUCUAAUGUUUGCAGUAUCGGGAUCCCGGCCUAUUUUUUAAUUCCGAAAUCCUGGGUUCCAUCAACUUAAGUACAUUCACGUUACUUGUGAUUCAAUUAAGUCUCAUCCUUUUACUUUGACUAUUCAUAAAUCCAAAAGUUCUUAUUUUUUUCCUAAUAGUGCUUGCUUGCAGCCUUGUUGGAAGUGUUUUUAAGAAAAUGUCAUUUUCAUUCACUUAUUCUCUAUCUAAACGUGUAAAAAUGAAACUAAUAGCACAAUUUAGAAUUUUUUUAGUAAAGCUUUAACAAUGAAAACUAUUUUACCGCGGAUAUGACAGAUAUUUACUCAUACAAAAUACCUAAUGCUUAUUUUAAAUACAACUAAUGAAUGAAAAGACUGAACUAAAGGUAUUAAAUAUAACUUGCUUUUUCAAAAAUAGA
Messenger RNA from Hydra vulgaris (swiftwater hydra), 1296 nucleotides. RefSeq lists its product as uncharacterized. Lineage: Eukaryota; Metazoa; Cnidaria; Hydrozoa; Anthoathecata; Hydridae. The record is from RefSeq and is a predicted model, not a curated record.